Oppia nitens is the source of this 4410-nucleotide messenger RNA. RefSeq lists its product as uncharacterized. The transcript has 2 exons. The record is from RefSeq and is a predicted model, not a curated record. Gene Ontology annotation, molecular function: RNA polymerase II cis-regulatory region sequence-specific DNA binding; DNA-binding transcription factor activity, RNA polymerase II-specific. The coding region runs from base 85 to 4410 and encodes 1441 amino acids. Gene Ontology annotation, biological process: regulation of transcription by RNA polymerase II. Gene Ontology annotation, cellular component: nucleus. Lineage: Eukaryota; Metazoa; Arthropoda; Arachnida; Sarcoptiformes; Oppiidae.
GGUUGACCACCAGUUUAGUGACAACACAGCACGCGUGAACCGUAGCCGCAGCCGCCGCCCGAACGGGAAUCACCGCCGAAAGAUAUGGCCACCUCUGCUGCUGCAGCCGUCGCAGCCGUCAGACUGGUCUGCAAAGACGUGUUCGACGAGUUGACCGACGAAAACGAGCGCCUAUUGGACGACCUUCGCCUUAGCCAUCGAUAUGUCAAUCUAUGCGAACAGUAUCGGCAACUGGUGUUCGACUUUCGCAAUGGCUGUGUAUGCGACCAGAAUGUGGCCACAGAAGCCAAGAUCAAUGCCGUCGAAAUUGAUUACAAUACGGCCAAAGAGUGCGAAACACAGUUGACGGCCGAUAGGGCUGCGAAAUUGGCCGCACGAUUGGCCCGCGAAGCCGAAGAGGAAGCAGCGGCGGCAGCAGCUGCUGCUGCAAUAGCGGCGGCCAAUGUUUCGCCGACAGCGACUACGGGCAAACCGAGAGGCAGACGACGUAAUGGCGGCAUCAAACGUGAGAUUACCGGCGCUGAUGACUAUGUCCAGGAAGAUGUUGUCGGCGGUGAUGAUGACGAUGACGACGACGACGACGACGACAUUACAGACAAACCGUUUAGGCCUAAGAAGACAACGACAACGAAGACGACGCCGCGGACACUAUCAAUGUUACCGUCGAAACGGAGGUCAUACAAGAAGCGCAAUAUGACCGGCGAUGGAUCGAAUAAUACCGAUGAUACGGAUGUUAUCAUCAAAUUGGUCCGAACAAAGUCCAAUAAAAUUCGUCGCCGAUAUUACUAUUUCAAUCACAAGUGUCAGUGGGAGGGAUGCGACCGAAAGUUUGGCAAACGUGAAGAACUGUUGGCACACGUGAGUAGUGCCCAUACAAAGGAGCGGCCGUUUAAGUGUAAACAAUGUCAACGAUCUUUUGCUACCGAAAGCUAUCUGCGAUCGCACGAGAAGUCCCAUAAAUCACGUGAACGUCGUUACGAAUGCGAUCUAAUGGACUGCCAGAAGGCGUUCGUAUCGAAGUAUAGUCUGGUCAAACAUCAGACGACUGUCCAUUCGGAUUGUCGACCCUAUGUCUGCCAAUACGGCGAUUGCGGUGCCAAAUAUAAGGCCAAAGAUUCACUACAGCGACACGAACUUAGCCAUCAAUCGGGCGAACAAUUUCGCUGUCCGUACGAGUCGUGUCCGAAAUCCUAUCCGCACAAAGAAGACCUGGACGUACAUAUGUCCCGUCAUACCCGAUCGUCGUUCAAGAAGACACGUACGAAAAAAUUUCAAUGUCAUUGGCCGGGAUGUCAGUACUCGUUCAGCGGUAAACAACAAUUGGAGUAUCAUAUGAACCGUCACCAGAAUAUUAAGCCAUUUCCGUGUGAAGUUAGCGGCUGUCAGAUGACAUACUAUACACCCUAUGAGUUGAAUCAUCAUAUGAAUCGUGCGCACCGGUGUGUCGAUGAUAAAGACAAAGAGUUUGUUUGCGAUCUGGACGGUUGCGGUAAACGUUAUGCCAACCGGUAUGACCUCAAGCGACAUAAGCGCCGACACGAUCGUAUCUAUAGAUGUUCGUGGCCCGAAUGUGACCAGUCGUAUCCGGCAAAGAUUGCAUUGAAAGAACAUAUGGACAGACAUCUGAAUGUUAAGACACAUAAGUGUCACUUUUGUGGUAAAGAAUUUUUUGCUAAAAAUAAUUUUCAAACACAUCUGAAAAAUAUACAUAAUAUCACUAAUCAUGUGAUAUAUUAUAUCAUAAUAACAACAAUUAGUAAAACAAUUAUCAUAUUAUUAGCGGUAAAGACAACAACAAUAACAACAACACAAUCGCUGGUCACACAAAUGCCGCGCAAAUCAUAUUCAUCGAUGAUUACCGUCGAUGUCAACGACUGUUUCGAUGAACUUCGUCAGGAAAACACCCGACUAGUAGUCGUGAUGAUUGAUCUGAAGAGACAAUUACAGCAAUUGCUGGCGAAAUAUGAUGCCUUGUUUCCGGUGGACGACUGGCAACGUAUUGGCCGACUGUUGGAUACGACCGCCGAUGAAAAGUAUCGACAGUUUCCGGACGCCGUCACAGAAGACGACGUCGAAACGAUAAUCCCGUUGAUUGUCAAACAGGAGGACACAGAGGCGUCGGCGGUGGCGGCGGAAAUCGAUGACCAAUUGACGAAAGUGUUGUCGUCGUCGGAACCGUUGACUGCCGAAGCGGGAAAACGCCGCCACUUAACGACGACGCCGACCACGACUGUUGCCACCCGACGACGUAAAGCAUUUGUCAAACAGGACCGACGCGGCAAUCGAUCGACUGGUGAACUAAAGAUAUGGCUAACGAAAGCCGCGAUUUGCGACGAAACGACUGGCCUGUACUGGUGUCCGGUUGACGGCUGUCGUCGAGGCCGUCGUAGCGAUGAUGAUGAAGCCGUCGGCGGUGAUGACCACAAUGACCGAGAGGAGGAUAGAGGGUUUGGCGAGUUUAAGAUGCUUUACGAUCACUACAUCUAUCAUCAUUAUAUACCGAAAAGCUAUCGCUGCCGACAUUGCGGUAACGGUUUCAAAUCGCCGUCGCAUUUGCGCGAUCACGAGGCCCGACAUACCAAAGAAAAACGAUUUGCCUGUCCGUGCGGUAAACGAUACAAAACGGAUAAGGAUCUAAAGUUUCAUCGACGCAAUCGUUGCGAAAACUAUCCGAUGUCGAGGAAGACGACAGAGUUGUCGUCGACAACGACGUCGGCGGCAUCAGCUGUGAUUCAGACGGCGGCGGAUAAUAAUAGCUGUGAUAAUACUAAUACCGAUGAGACAAUUGUUGGUAUUAGCGAUGAAUUAUUGUUGGACUCGACGACGAUGACGACUACUACUACUAAUAAGACAAUAGCCGAUCAAAUUGCUGACCAAAUUGCUGAUCAAAUGAUGUUUGAUAUUUCCGAUGAUAUACGACAUCAACCGCCGCCGUCAUCAUUGUUGACGACAAUUUUACCGCAACGGCUACGCGAAGAGACUGUUGCGGUCACAUUGAAACCGUUGUCGCAAAACAAUUACGACGAAUCCAUUGGUCAGUAUGUCUGUCCCUAUCCGAUCUGUCUGAAGCCGUUCGCCACCAAUAAGACACUCUACAAACACUACUACUAUACUCAUUACAAGAAAAACAGACUGUUCUGCCGCUACUGUGGCAAUGGUUACAAGUAUUUGUCGCAUUUGCGCGAACACGAAGUCCGUCAUCAACACGACCGACCGUUUCGGUGUCCGCAUCGACGGUGCGGCAAACGUUAUAAGACAUUAAAUGUACUGCAGUUUCAUCUGAGCCAUCACUGUCCGUUCGAGAAGCUUAACAAAGAUGAUGUCAAUGAUUUUGGUGUCGGUGUUGAUGAUGGUGGAGGUGGUGGUGACGACGAGAUAACGAUUCUCAAUGACUACAAUAAUGCCAAUGAAAUACGGGAGACAACGACUACUACUACGAUCACUGACCACAUCACUCAAUCGACAUCAUCGGUAGACAAUGACAAUAAUAGCAGUGAGCCAACCAAUAAUAGUAUCACCGCUGCCAAUGUCUUAUCUAGAAUAUCAAUGGGCGACAACUUUGAUUCAACUAAACAACUGUACUGUUGUCCGACUGUUGGCUGCGAUAGUCAAGGUUUUCGUGACAAGAAGUCACUGUACAAUCAUUUCUAUUACAAUCACAGGCGUCGGCUCAAAGAUGGCCGACUCGGUUGCAAUCUGUGUAGCAAAUCGUUUACAUUUCGGUCACAACUGGACGAACAUCGGCUGUCACACUCAUCGGGCCAGCCCUACCGCUGUCCGCAUCCGGAUUGCGACAAACAGUAUAAGCAGAUAAAAAAUUUGCGCCACCAUCGACGCUAUCAUCAUCAGGAACAGUUGCCCCAGUGGACUGGCGGCCGGAUCCAGACUCGACCGCCGCUAUACGACAACCAGACCACCACCGCCAAGGACUCGACCAAUGGACCGAUAACUUGCGAACAAUGCGGUAAACAAUUGAAAUCGCAGCCGCACUACAACCUGCAUCGGACACACUUUCAUAGCGAACGCAAGACAUGCCGGUGUCGAGUGGACGGUUGCGACCAAAUAUUUCAGACGCCCAGUCAGCUGCGCGUACAUCGUAUACGCGAACAUAACUUUCCGGUUCAACAGCGACGCAAUUUCCCGCUCAGACAAUGCGAAUGGCCCGGCUGUGACUAUCAGACUACACAUUCGGGUGCCUACAAUCGCCAUCAGCGGGUCCAUACCGGCGAGAAACCCUACCAGUGCCAGUGGCCCGGCUGUUAUAAGGGGUUGUCGUCGACGGUGUCCCUUAACGAUCACAUGCAGAUGCAUGAAAACAAGCGUCCGUUUUCCUGUCAUUGGCCCGGCUGUGGCUAUCGGGCUAACUCGAAAAAAUAUAUUGAAAAACAUGUGAAAAAACGGCACAAAUAG